This is a messenger RNA of Emiliania huxleyi CCMP1516, 426 nucleotides long. RefSeq lists its product as hypothetical. NCBI's taxonomy places the organism in Eukaryota, Haptophyta, Isochrysidales, Noelaerhabdaceae. The transcript has 2 exons. The coding region runs from base 1 to 426 and encodes 141 amino acids. The record is from RefSeq and is a predicted model, not a curated record.
AUGCCAGUGCUUUGCGAUCGUGGCGGGGUGCACAAGCUGCAGGCGGCCUUUGCGACGGCGGAGCUGGCGCGAAAGGCGAAGCUCGAGAAGAUGCAGGCGGCGUGGUGCGCGCGCGAGGCCGACAUCGACGCACGCCUCAAGGACGCAAACGACGUGCUCGCACGCACGCUGCCGGCGGACCGCGAGGCGGCGCAGAUGUCGGACCAGCUCGAGGAGGCGCGGCGGACCGCGAAGCGCAAGCACGACGCCGAGGUGGAGGAGCAGCGUGUCCACAACCGAGACAUCAAGGGCAAGGUGCGCAAGAAGUUUAAGGCGGCACUCGCGGUGACGGCGGCUCGCGACUCCAUUGCCGAGAGGGCUAAGGCAACAGCGAAGGCAGCAAUUGCCUCGGUGCUUGCCGCGUAUAAGGACAAGGCGGCUGUGUAA